CCCAAAGAGAACCUCCGCCAGUGAACCCUACGAAGGGCGAUGAACGCCCAGGGAUAUGCUCAAGGACAGGCGUUCACCAUUUUGAAUGAAAAGGUACUGCCUGCGCCUGCACGAUUGCUAUCAUGGUGUCCUACAAUGGACAUAAUUGCGUUCGUUGCCGAUACCAGCACAGUGUCAGUGCAUCGCAUGAGCGGUCAGCGAGUUUGGACGCAAGAUGUGAACGUCAGAGUUGAAUGCAUUGCUUGGAAGCCGGAUGGUAAACUCCUGGCAAUUGGCUUGGACAACGGGGCUACUUUGCUCUGCGACGUGAAUGAUGGGAGCGUUGCGCACAAGAUUGAUGCAUCAUACGCUUUCGGAAAAGUUUGCAUGGUUGGCUGGGUACAGGAAGAUCCAACUCAGCGACAGAGGAAAUUUCGCCGACCUGAUGGUCAGGACAUCGAGAAAUUCAUGCCACGGUUGAACAAGAUCACUUCGACAAGCAAGGCAGGCGCACAUUCGGUUUUGGAUGCUAUCGUGCAAUCCGCAGAUGAAGCGGUCAUGGACGUUCUCAUUGCAGCAGACGACCAAGGCCACCUGCACGUAAGCAUAUUCGGUACGUUUUUCCUGGGUACGGUGACGCUGCCGGUGCCAGCACCUGCACAUCACUCGUCGACCUCAACUCUCUCUACACACAUUAUCACCGUGGCGGACAAAGGAGUUCAGAAUCGACAAUGGAGUUUGCUUGACAUGUCGUUCUUCCGUCAUUACAAUGUCUCAAUCCGCAACCUAGCUUCCAUCUCAACCAAGGUUUUCUCGCUGAUUGCUUACUUGGCAGAAGCCUUUGAAGCAAUGACCGCCGAAUGGAAGGAAAUGAAGCGCAUACAGCAGCUAUACAUGGAAGCUUGCGUUGAAACGAUUGAGGAACACGGAGCAGGGCCUGUGACGCCUGUCAUCGAGCUGUUCCAACUGCUGAUGACCGGCAUUCCCAGUAGUGUACUCAGGGAAUGGCUGACAGAUCGCCUAACGGAAAGAGGAUUAAAGAGAUGGGAAAAGGCAAGCGUGUCAGGUUAUGCCGCCAUUCGGAGACUAGUGGUGGAGCAUGUUCAUCCUGCCCUCGACCGACUUGCCUUGGCUUUGACAAAGUUGGAAAAGCUGUCGAGUGAUCAGUCUCUUGAUUUACACCGACAACACGUUCAAAGGUGUCUCGACCUUCAUCGCAUGCUUUUCAUGCAGUCACACUUUCUUCUUCGAAUUAUGAACGAAGAAGACGUACGAUUCAAGUCUUUCGCGGCCUGGUUGAGGUUCAUCUUCGAUGAGAUCAGCCCGGUAGAAGGUGCUCCUCCACCUAAUGAUGAUGCGCCUGAUGAGAUUGAUGCAACCAAGGUAGCGGAGUUCAUUGUGCGAUGUUUACCGCAAUCACGGAUCAGACCGUACUUCGAGAAUGAGGGGCCCGCUCUGCCACGUCAGCAGCGACCUGAGGAGGCUUCAGAUAUUAAGAUGUCGAAGACGUUCAUGAACGACUGGUCUAUUCAACAGAUCGAAGGAGACGCUGUCUCUGACGAGGCUAGUUUGGAGAACAUCCUGAAGACCCUGAGAUUGUCCUCCAUCGAAGUAUUCCGCGCGCCAGCGCAAAUGCUACGUGAGAAAAUUUCGAUCCACCCGCAAAAGUUAUUGGCAACAGGGAAUCCCGAAGGUAGAUCUACAUCAUCUAUUUUACGAGUUGUUGAGCGCGUGAAUGAGAAGGAAGUCUUCAUGGCCUACGACGUCACUCAUGGUAGUGAGCGUGCAUUACAUGUCCACCGAUAUCUUAUAAGGGAAGAGUCAGGGUCAGACGCGAACCCGUGUUCUACAUUACUUGUGGGCAUUGCGGUAGUGAACCUUGAGGCGAACGGGGAGCCAUGUGAGGUCAAGGACCUCGCAUUCGUCGACGACCAGUCGAUGCUCCUUCUGCUAUGCACUUCAGAUAGCUCAAAAUAUGUUCUUUGGGCCUUGGAUUACUCCUCGUUAACGUACUCCCCUUUGGCUGAGGGAAGUGUGAUUACAACCGACAUUCCCUCACAGCCUCUGCAAACUUCUAGGAAGCACUGGUUUGAUGCAGCUUUUGUGCCAAGGGCAAUUGCGGUCAACGGUCGAGCUGGACGACGGAUUGGAUGCGUGAUGGCCGAAGAGCAGCAAAGAUACCUCAUCUUUGACCUAGAUGCUGAUGACGAAAGCGAGGACGGAACUGCGCAUACUGAUGAAGAAGAAAUCGAUAUGGAAGAAUAAUAGAGAUGGUUUUUGGGUUCUGCGUUCUACUUUGGAGUC
This is a messenger RNA of Saitoella complicata NRRL Y-17804, 2283 nucleotides long. RefSeq lists its product as uncharacterized. Gene Ontology annotation, biological process: anaphase-promoting complex-dependent catabolic process; protein K11-linked ubiquitination; positive regulation of mitotic metaphase/anaphase transition. Gene Ontology annotation, cellular component: nuclear periphery; anaphase-promoting complex. The record is from RefSeq and is a predicted model, not a curated record. The transcript has 3 exons. Bases 40 to 2244 code for a protein of 734 amino acids. Gene Ontology annotation, molecular function: protein binding. NCBI's taxonomy places the organism in Eukaryota, Fungi, Ascomycota, Saitoellomycetes, Saitoellales, Saitoellaceae.